Molecule: messenger RNA, 1172 nt
Organism: Geodia barretti
Lineage: Eukaryota; Metazoa; Porifera; Demospongiae; Tetractinellida; Geodiidae
Source: the annotation of a GenBank genome assembly
AAGCAUUGGGUGUGGUCAGGAGGCCUGCCAGCUAGCACAGUGAAGCGAGUCGUACUGAGAUAUAUAGAGCAGUUGGGGUCAGCUAUAGACUGAUAGGUAUCUAGUUACAGCAGUGCUAAACAACACAGGAGAGCAGGUAAACUAUCUAAGACCUGUGGUUUGGCUACAGUCAUGGGCCCAUGCUAUAUAGUAACUAUCAACUCUGGUUGCACUGGUUAGCUUUAUUCCACCUGUCUCUAAUCUCUCCCCAAGUCUGUCAUGGAGUCUUCCAAGGAGAUGAGUGACAUUAGCCAGCAGCCACCUCCAGAACACACUCCUGCCGCUAACGAGGAGGGGCACUCCCUCCUACCACAAGAGAGACUAAAGAGGUUCUUCCUCGCCGUACCUCUCCUCUCCUUCCUGGUGGGCGGGGCCUUGUUACUGGUGGAGGUGACGGUCAUUGUGUUGGUGUUGGUGGCCCCAACAACGGUGGGUAUAACAGAGGAGCUGGCUCUGUCUGAGGCCCAGAGAGGGGUGCUGGGUGCUGUGAGUGUCGUCAUGCUAAUCGAGGCUGUGGCCUUUGGGAUCAUCGAUAUCGGGACCAACAGACAGAGAGCACGACUGAUAAAGGCUCAGAGAAACAACUCCUGAGGCAACUCGACAGGCUCAGAGAUAAGGCGGAAGAUACAGACUCGGCAAAAUCUCUCUUCUCCCUUCAGCAGGUAGGAGAGCUACUACAGGAGCAGAUCCUGUCCACAGAGGGGAUCAGACGUAGACUGAAACUCACUGUCUCUGACACCAUCAAAGAAACUACAGACGAGGUAAAGGAGCUCAAACCAAGAGCUGAACAACCACACACUGCAAUACAUGGCCAGUCUCAUCUUUGACCUCGCAGCCUUCCUCUGGAAAUGGGCACUGACCCUACUCGUUAUCUCCAAUAAUUGGCUUUCAGUCGGCUUGGCCAUAGCAGGGGGUGUGGUCUAUCCUGUGGUUGUGUUCUGGCAGAAGGCUAUUCAUCCAACUGCGUAGUUACCACCUCUGCUACCCUUAUAACAUACAGAUGUGACUCUAUUUACAUGCAGAAUUGACACUGAAUAGACUAGCUACCUAGAAUACACUUUUGGUGCUUAAAGUACUUUUUGGCUAACAGCCAUUACACAUCACUUUACCAAUGAAUGCAGUAUUGUGGAACC